Messenger RNA from Chenopodium quinoa (quinoa), 969 nucleotides. RefSeq lists its product as uncharacterized. The record is from RefSeq and is a predicted model, not a curated record. Lineage: Eukaryota; Viridiplantae; Streptophyta; Magnoliopsida; Caryophyllales; Amaranthaceae. The transcript has 3 exons. The coding region runs from base 1 to 969 and encodes 322 amino acids.
AUGCAUUGUAAGGGUAUUGAUGUGGCACUUACUGAGUUGUGGCCAAAAGUGGGGAGGAGAUACUGUUGCAAGCAUCUUGUGAAGAAUUUUAAAGCACAGUUUCCAGGCUUGCUUAUGUUCCAAUUGUUCUGGAAGGCAGCUGGAGCUUAUAACCCUUUCACAUUCAGAAAGGCAAUGGAAGCUCUACAAAAAGCUAAUCCUGAAUCAUUGGUCUGGCUAGCAACAGUAGGACCACAAGCAACCUGGUUCAACGCAUUCAACCCUGCUAUCAAGUCUGAUGUAAACAAGUCAAAUUUUGUAGAAAGUUUCAAUGCAACAUUGGGCAUUGAUAGAUGCAGACCUGUGAUUACUUUGCUUGAAGGUGUUAGAAGGCUUACAAUGGUGAGAAUGGAAACAAGAAAGGAACAAUGUCAGAGCUGGAGGGAUGAUCUCUGUCCAAAUAUCAUCAAGAGACUCCAGUUAUCUGGUUUGCCAUGUAAACAUGCAAUGAGAGCCAUUUAUCACAAGUAUGUGAGUGAAUGGUACUUAGUUAGAAGGUACAAGCUAAAUUAUAGGAACAAUAUUAAGUCCAUCCCUGAUGUAGAGAAGUGGCCAAAUAACACCUAUCCAGAAAUUAACCCCCCACCUAUCAAAAGAAGAAUUAGUAGGCCAACAAGAAUUAGAAGGAGGGAGGAAGGUGAGCAGGCAAAUGGGAAGAGGUCUAAGACUAUUAGAUGCAGCAAGUGUGUCAACUUUGGCCAUAAUAUGCAGACAUGUCAAGGUGGAUUUACUGGAAAAGAGAAAGCUGCAAGGGCUGCAGGGCAACAGAAGACUAAGCAACCUCCUAAGCCAAAGAAAGGUGUUUCUCUGUCUCAACCUGACCCAACCACAGUUGCUUCUACAUCAAGUCAACUAGAGCUUCAAAGAGAGCCAGGAAGGGUGUUUCCGCCUCCCAACCAGUUUAGAAGUUUAUGUAUAAUUAGAUCAUGA